AUGGACGUCAUUCUGUCGGUGUCAAGGGCGGCCAGCUGCACCAAGAUUGUCGUCGUCUGGAAUGGCGACACGGCCGACCUGCUCAAAUCAGGCAGUAAUAGCCCACUGAAGUGGCCCACGCUGAAGGGCGGCACGCCCAUUCAGGUGGUGGUGGCGGGCAGCAAUCGACUGAGCAAUCGCUUCUACCCCUAUGAGUCGAUUGAAACGGAGGCCGUCUUCAGCAUUGACGACGACAUUGGCAUGCUCACGGCGGAUGAGAUUGAGUUCGCCUACCAAACCUGGCGCCUCUUUCCCGACCGCAUUGUCGGCUUUCCCAGUCGGCGCCACUUUUGGGCGAAUCGCACCACUGCCGCUGCCGGCUUUGGCGGCAGUGUUAUCGGUCACAAUCGGUGGACGUACGACAGUGAGUGGCGCAAUGAUAUCUCACUCAUUCUCACUGGAGCGGCUUUCUAUCACAGUUACUACAAUCACUUGUACACCAAUGUCAUGCCGGCCUCAAUUAGAGAGUGGGUUGACCGAAUGAUGAACUGCGAGGACAUUGCCAUGAACUUUCUAGUUAGCAAUAUAACCUGCGCUGCGCCGAUUAAAGUGACGCCUCGAAAAAAGUUCAAGUGCCCGGAGUGCUCAAAACCUAGUCCUAAGUUGUCAGCCGAUGCGAUGGCACACUUGAAGAUGCGUUCACGCUGUAUUGACUAUUUUGCAAAAGUUUACGGCAUGAUGCCACUGAAAACGGUUGAGUUUAGAGCAAAUCCAGUGCUUUUUCGCGACAACAUUCCUGAUAAACUGAAAGCGUUCACAAUGAUUGGAACUUUAUAA
Rhagoletis zephyria (snowberry fruit fly) is the source of this 816-nucleotide messenger RNA. Lineage: Eukaryota; Metazoa; Arthropoda; Insecta; Diptera; Tephritidae. The record is from RefSeq and is a predicted model, not a curated record.